This is a messenger RNA of Cloeon dipterum, 721 nucleotides long. Its product is annotated as P-selectin-like. The record is from RefSeq and is a predicted model, not a curated record. Lineage: Eukaryota; Metazoa; Arthropoda; Insecta; Ephemeroptera; Baetidae. The transcript has 6 exons. Bases 182 to 670 code for a protein of 162 amino acids.
AACUACAACGACUACGACCACGACUACAACCACCACCACCACAACAACUACAACAACACCAAAGCCUCUAUGCUUGAAUUACACGUGUGUCACACAGCCCUCAUUGCUGGACGCUAAUGGCUACAUAAAGACCGCAGUUGGCGCCCCUGUUGGUGGCGUUUUUCGAUUCGCCUGUGACAGAAUGUACUUUUUCAGUGAUUCUGGGGUUGACUGGCCGAACGCCGCUUCGCAAUGCUGUGCGCGCAAUAUGAAGCUUCUAAGCAUAGAAACCGCCGCGGAAUACCUUUGUCUCGCCAAAAUGAUAAGUCUGCCAAACUACGGCAUUGGAGGCUCAUGGUGGACAUCCGGGAGCAAUAAGUUCAGUGGAUACUUCGUUUGGUGCACGGCCGACCCUGUAGUCAACAUCACCUCGGACGUAAAAUACGCAGCAAACGAGCCAAACAACUUUCAAGGAAAUGAAAACUGCAAUGAAAUGAUCGUGGGAGGAGGCACACCCCCGAAUAACCUUCUGCUGAACGACCGUCCCUGCGUCAAUGCCUUCUCAAGCAGAUACAUUUGCGAGGCAACUCUGACGGCGUGUUCAGGUCGGCUUGCGGGCGUCAGUAUUUCAUUUCCAAGGUGGCGAAAAACUGGAACGACGCCCAAACAGAAUGCUGCAAGUACGGAAUGAAGUUGUUGAGCGUCGAAUCGUUUCAAGAACUAUCCUGCUUGGCUGCCAUGA